ACGUUGCGGCAAAGUGACAGCUAAAUCUAUUGUCUAACUGUCAAAUUAACGUCAACGCAACGCAAACGGAUUUAAUGUGGGUGGCCCUUUAUGGUGGUAAGCUCCAACCGGUAUUAUACUCGGAUUAAAUCCUGAUCAAGAAUGUCCGGCUGCCUUGAUGUCGACAUCAGAGUUAAUCAACACGACUCUAUGCAAACACUUUGCAGAUCAUCCAUACAAGGACGGUAUUAAAAGUUAAUUCGAGUAGGAGCUUACCGCCAUUGGAUUUUCACAAGCUAUACUCACGCAUCAACAGGCCACAUGUUUACGCAAACUGUCGACUCAAAUUUGAAAACUAUGGAAUUUUCUCAAGACGAAGUAGUCGAAUGUUCGCAAAAAUCAUGCCGAGGUGCCAAACGGGCAAGUGGCCGACCCCGUAAAUCGUACACUCAGCGGAAGCCGAAAACGCGAACUUCACAACGGCAUCGCACUUCCGACAGUGCCGGUGGAUUGGAGAUUCCGGAGAGCUCAACGGAAGAAAGCUCGGUCAACGUGUCCGGUAGUUUGUUCUCCGGCCAGCAUGACCUGCUGAUGCAGUACGAUGAACACGAGAAGCGACAGCUGGGCAAUCCGCGGGACGAUCUGUUGGAACGGGUUCUGGAACAGUCCCGAAAGGCAUACGAACAGCUGAAGCUCCAGACCGAGUCGCGGGAUUUGUUCAGUGAGGAUGUUUGUCCAGCUCGGAAGGAGGUCAGUGUGAAUACGGAGGGCACUGAGAAAAGUGAGGCGGCAGUUCAGGCUUCUCAAGGGGGUGGGAUCAUUUCGAAGGAUUUUGGGGUACAGGUGGGAUUUGCGAAACCAGACCAAACGGAUGUCGCUGUUCAGUUAUCGCCAAACGUGUCGAAGCGCCAAACGAAAGAUGCUGAGAUUCAAUUAUCUCCACAGAAGGAGGCUAAAAAGAUGAAAACCGACGCUGGGGUCAAUACGGAUACCGUGCUGCGAGAAGAUGCCACGGCCCAAACCAUGAAAGUUGAAAAACGGAACGUCGGAGUGCAAAAGUACCACAGCACACGUGUUCGCGAGAUGGCCGUUCAGACAUCGGUGGGGGAACUGAACCGGAACGUUGGAAAGAGGAAUGUUUGCGUUCAGCAACGUUCAUCCGGAAUGUUGGAACUGAAUCGCGAAGUGGCACUUGUGCUGGGUAUCGAGCUGAAAUGCGACCCAACCCGGUUGCAGCGACUGCUGAUGCGAGUGGCCGCCAAGCAGUGCUCCAGAGAUGCGGACGAAUCAAGUGACCAACCAUCGACAGUAGGGGCCGAAUUUACCGAGGAAGAUCCAUACUGGGCAAACUAUGAAUACUUUAUGAACGAUGUGGUGACUGACGAUGGGGGCACCAGCGAUUCGGGACUGGGUGAGAUCGAGCCACGGAUGAGCUGUUGCAUCGAAGAGUCGAUUGGCUGAGGCGAAAGUUUCGAAAAAAAUAAAUA
Molecule: messenger RNA, 1466 nt
Organism: Ochlerotatus camptorhynchus
Lineage: Eukaryota; Metazoa; Arthropoda; Insecta; Diptera; Culicidae
Exons: 2
Coding region: 301-1440 (379 amino acids)
Source: RefSeq, a predicted model, not a curated record